CUUCAUCUCCUUCCUCCAUCUACUCCCCAUGGCUGUCGCAACUUCCUACAACGACCUCCAGCCGGUCCGCCGCAUCGAUGAGGACGAGGCUAGGCGAAUAAGCAAUAGGAUAGAUGAGGAACUCAAGGCGGAAAGAGAAAUGCUUCGGCGGAAAAAGAGUCAGAAAAGGGAUGUCAAAGGGCAGGCGCAGUCAAGGGUCCAGACGGGACUGCUGAAUGCUCUGCACCUUGUUCUCUGCGACUCAGAUCUGCCUCCAGCCGCGAAAUGCUCCAGCAGUGCCUUAACUGCAAUGAAGAAAGGCGUUUUGAUGCUUCUUGGCCAGGCGGAGUCCGGAAAGUCAACAUUACAGAAACAGUUUCAGCUCUAUUAUGCGUCGCACCAACUCGAUAAGGAGCGCCCAGCAUGGCGACCUGUGGUCUAUUUCAACAUUAUCAAGGCAGUCCGGAUGAUUCUUGAAGAGUUAGAUUACGAAUUCUCGCAGUCUCCUACCCAGGCACGCCCUCAACUCGCAUCGGCACCACCCCCUCCUCCCCUUCCGCAUAUGUCCGAAACGGCACGGGGAAAGCUGCCUGCUAUACCCGGAUCCGGGGCGGCGUAUAAGUUUGGAGCAGGUUCCUCAUCAGGACAUAGCGGUGUGAAUGGGAAUGGUAGCUCAAGUAAUUCCAGCGGCAAUGAGUUAGGCGGAUGGCAAGAGGAUCUCGCACAGUUACGCACGAAAUUAUUACCAUUGGUUGCGGUCGAAGAUGCUCUUGCUCGCGAUUUGAAUGGUGGUGUAACCAUAGCUGGUGGCCGUUCAGGUGUUUACGUUCGUUCUGGAUGGCAAGGUCUAGUCCAACCGAUGGCUUCCCGAGGUUGGGGAGGAGCAUUUAGUGGUAAUGGGUCAGGUGGUCCACCCGUCAAUGACCUCGUUGCCCGCAUGCUUGCAGCCACGAAAGACGAGGUCGCCGCCCUUUGGAAGCAUCCAAGUGUGCGGUCACUCAUCAAGCACCGUAAGUUAAGACUGGAGGAGAGUGCCUCAUUUUUCCUCGAGAACGUGUAUCGAAUCGCAGAACCUGACUAUCUACCUGCUACUGAGGAUAUAUUGAAUGUCCGGUUGCAGACGCUGGGUGUGAAGGAACACUCGUUUGACAUCAGUCUUAGCGGAACGCAUGUCAACUGGUUGCUAUACGAUGUGGGCGGUGCUCGAGGCCAGCGUCACGCGUGGGUGCCGUACUUUGAUGAUGCUACUGCAAUCAUCUUCCUGGCUCCCAUCAGCGCAUUUGAUCAGUAUCUGGAAGAAGAUCCGCGGACAAAUCGAAUCGAUGAUUCGCUACAACUCUUUACGACGAUCUGCUCCAACAAGUUACUCAAAAAUACGCAUCUUGUUCUUCUGCUCAAUAAGACCGAUUUGUUGAAACAGAAACUUGCUGCAGGGAUCAAAGUUCGAAAAUACAUUACCUCGUAUGGUGAUCGUCCAAACAAUUAUACGGAGGUCUCAGAAUAUUUCCGAGCACACUUUCUCCAAGUCCACCGCCGCAAUGAUAUAUCGAAGCGCGCUCUGUAUGCACAUUUCACAGCAAUGUUGGAUAUCAAAGCAACACAGAAGGUCAUCGUGAAUGUCGGCGAAGCUAUUAUCCGCUCGUAUAUCACUGAUGCUGGGCUCACUUAACGCUCGAGCGCUUGCUUCCACUGUAGUUAAGGCAUCCCUACCUCUUCCUCCGCUUAUGAGGUAUAGUCAUGGAAUACUCUAGUUUACAUAUCUGUUGUGGGAUGAUCUGUAUACCAACUUAACUCGUGUAUUUCACCUUGUCGUUCAUAACCCUUGUAUUUGUGUGUCUACCUUGCGCGACACGCAAACUCACCCAUAUCCAUACCACUUUUACCUCCAUUAUUCUUCCUUCGUUUCGCGUUGCCGUAUUGGUCGAACGAACUUUCACACACACUCUUUCUGAAUCACUUCUAGC
Molecule: messenger RNA, 1943 nt
Organism: Fomitiporia mediterranea MF3/22
Lineage: Eukaryota; Fungi; Basidiomycota; Agaricomycetes; Hymenochaetales; Hymenochaetaceae
Product: G-alpha-domain-containing protein
Exons: 15
Coding region: 29-1648 (539 amino acids)
Biological process (GO): adenylate cyclase-modulating G protein-coupled receptor signaling pathway
Cellular component (GO): heterotrimeric G-protein complex
Molecular function (GO): G protein-coupled receptor binding; GTPase activity; G-protein beta/gamma-subunit complex binding
Source: RefSeq, a predicted model, not a curated record